Suillus bovinus is the source of this 1356-nucleotide messenger RNA. Its product is annotated as tetrapyrrole biosynthesis, uroporphyrinogen III synthase. NCBI's taxonomy places the organism in Eukaryota, Fungi, Basidiomycota, Agaricomycetes, Boletales, Suillaceae. Gene Ontology annotation, molecular function: uroporphyrinogen-III synthase activity. Gene Ontology annotation, biological process: uroporphyrinogen III biosynthetic process. The transcript has 3 exons. Bases 1 to 882 code for a protein of 293 amino acids. The record is from RefSeq and is a predicted model, not a curated record.
AUGUCGAAUGUCCUGCUUUUGCGAGCUGCCAGUCAAGACAGUCCAGAUCGAUAUGAGGAUGCUUUCAGGUCUCGCGGAUACCAUCCAAUAUCAGUUCCGGUACUAGAGACUAAUAUAGUCGGCCGCGAGGAGCUAGGACGCAGAUUGAGUACCGGUCUAGAGAAGCAGAGCCUUUCUGGAGUUAUAAUCACGAGCCAGCGAGCGGUUGAGGCAUGGUCCGAGGCGGCUCAAACAUUGAUCAUUGCCGAUAACAACACACCUCUCAAGCCUGAAUCUGACUGGUGGUCUGUGCCGUUCUAUGCAGUCGGAGAAGCUACAUCGGUUGCACUUCGUGAUCUUUCUGAUAAGAUACCUCUGUAUGCACCCAGAGAUAUUCGAGGUGGCUCGGAGACGGGAACUGCGGAACGCCUCGCGAGAUUCAUACUCAAGGAUCUUCCCUCGGAUGGGACAAGCAGGAAACUUCUCUACCUCACUGGAGAUAAAAAUCGUGACACGUUACCGAAGAUUCUGGAAUCGGCUGGUGUUGCUUUAGACCCACUCCAGGUCUAUGCCACACAAGGUUCAUCCAUGUUUCCUCACGAUUUAUCGCUUGCAUUGGCACCGGAGGGAUUAUCUUGGGGAUGGAUUGUCUACUUCGCCCCUUCAGUAGCUGAUUUCGUGACGCCAAUCCUGCGGGAUCACUUCGCCCUGCCUGCGUCUAAUUCUAGCACAGAGGAUUGUGCUCAACUUUCAGAACAUCAUCACGUCAAAGUUGCUGCGAUAGGACCUACUACGGAAUCCUUUCUCCGACAGACUUUGAAGUUGUCGGUGGCAGUAACCGCGAGAAAUCCCAAGCCGGAUGAUCUUGCCAACGAGGUCCUUCAACAUGAUGAGGCACAAUGACAUUCAUCACUCCAUGUAUACCUUUCAUCGCUUUGUCAAUACUGCAAAACAUGCUCAGUACAUAUGCCAACCUCGUUCACUUUUCACACAAUCACACGUCGGAACUGACAGACAUUACGGAAUGGAAAACUUUACGGAACCUUACGAUUCCGAAAAUAUUGUUGGGCACCAAUUUCAAUGCAAUUUACCCAAUCUCCAACACGCUGUCAACAGUCAACUUCUAACUACACGUCAUUCUUUUGCAUCACAUUCUUUACUCUACGUACUCCUGAGGCAACCUGAACAGCAGCGUAAAGCUGGUUCUUUCACUGUUACGACAUGAACUCUCCGCUGCUGCGACAGGAAUAUGGCGGGUCGUCGACCAGUUUGCUACCUCCCAGGGCACAGGGUCGCUCCAGGUCGUCGUCAAUAGUGAGUGAGUACGACACGGGAUUCGCAGGACCAAGCAGGUCUCCGAGUCCUUCAACGCAUGAA